Molecule: messenger RNA, 16328 nt
Organism: Acanthochromis polyacanthus (spiny chromis)
Lineage: Eukaryota; Metazoa; Chordata; Actinopteri; Pomacentridae
Product: KIAA1109 ortholog
Biological process (GO): synaptic vesicle endocytosis
Source: RefSeq, a predicted model, not a curated record
CUCAACAGAACAGGAAGAGAUGUUAACUGGCUAUCUGCCAGGUAAAUAUUAAACAAGAGGAUGCUAGCUGUGCCAAUGUCCGAGACGACAAAAGGGCCGCAACUCCCGAAUAACCGGAGCAAAGAUGAAACCACAUGCUUUAUUGAGGACGUUGAGUUGUAGUUUUAGACAUCUAUCUGAGAGCCUGUAGCCAUGGAUGGGCAUGUUGCCAAAAACAAUGAAAGCACCUUCCCCAGCUUCGUGGACCUGGAUGACUUUCUUAACAAGCACAACUCGAAUUUCAUCUGGCUCCUCGUUGCCACCAUUCUGUCCUGCGGAUGGAUCAUUUAUUUAACUUAUUACAACUCACGCAACAUUGGCCUCAUCCUCACCCUCAUCAUUAACAGACUCUACAAGGAUGGCUACAUUCACAUCGGCUCCUUCUCUUUCUCUGUGCUGUCGGGGAAAGUCAUGUUUAGAGAUGUCUACUACAUCAACCAAGACAUGUCUAUCAGGAUACAGGAUGGCUUCCUCAUAUUUCGCUGGUGGAAAAUGUAUAAUCCAAAACAGAAACAGCAUGAUCCCAAGGCAGAGACCAGGCUUUACGUGACAGUCAAUGGAUUUGAGUUUCAUGUCUACAACCGGACCGACCUCUACGCCCGGUUGCAGGAGACCUUCGGACUGGAACCAACGCUCCUAACACCCAAAAAAGAUGACGAGAAGGGAAGAGAGGACAGAAACGAGACCCUGGAAAGCGUGAACAUCAAAGCAGAAAGUCAAGACCCUGCAUCAUCUUGGCGCUCCCUCAUUCCUGUUAUCAAAGUUAACAUCAGCACUGGUCGUUUGGCAUUUGGGAACCACUACCUCCCCCAAACUCUGUGUCUGAACUUUGAAGAUGCCUUCCUGACAUAUGCCACCAAACCUCCAUCCAGCCACCUGGACCAAUACAUGCACAUCGUCAAAGGGUCACUGGAGAAUGUGCGCGUCAUGCUGGUUCCCAGUCCUCGCUACCUUGGCAUGCAAACUGACGAACCCCCCAGGCUGAUGGGUGAAGGCUUUGUGGUGAUGCAGUCCAAUGAUGUUGACAUCUAUUAUUAUCAGGAUGAGCCCGGUCUGGUCCCUGUGGAGCAGGAGAGUGGGCAGGAGUCAGAGACGUGCAGUGAGGGCGAAAAACUCCAGGACCUGCCUCCAUGUUGGGGUCUGGACAUUGUUUGUGGAAAAGGAACUGACUUUAACUAUGGACCCUGGGCAGAUCGCCAGAGGGACUGUCUGUGGAAGUUCUUUCUGCCUGCUGACUACCAGGCCAUGAAGGUGACCGAGGUUGCUCAGCCAGGAAAACCCAGGCAGAUCCAGGCCUUCGAGCUCCGCAUGAACAUUAUUGCUGACGCCACCAUUGAUCUGCUUUUCACCAAAAACAGGGAAACCAAUGCCAUCCAUGUGAAUGUAGGUGCAGGCUCUUACCUGGAAGUCAACAUCCCCAUGACUGUGGGAGAGAAUGGCUACUCUCCCACCAUCAAAGGUCAGCUGCUUCAUGUGGACACCACCAGCAGCAUGCAGUACAGGACACUUCUGGAGGCUGAGAUGUUAGCUUUCCAUGUGAUAGCCAGCUACCCCCGGAUAUGGAACAUGCCCCAAUCAUGGCAGUGUGAGAUUGAGGUCUACAAGGCCACCUACCACUUCAUCUAUGCCCAGAAAUCAUUCUUUCCAGAUUUGAUCCAGGACUGGGCAAGUGACAGUGCCCCUGAUAUCUACUCCUUUGUGCCCUAUUCCUGGAAAUUCAAGAUCCUUUUCCACCAGUUUGAGAUGAUCUGGGCAGCAAACCAACACAACUGGAUUGACUGUUCCACCAAGCAGCAGGAGAAUGUGUACCUGGCAGCCUGCGGCGAGACGCUCAAUAUAGACUUCACUUUGCCUUUCAAUGAGUUUGUUCCAACCACCUGCCAUACCCGCUUCAGCCUGAAGGCUGAAGAUACAGACAUGCGACUGUCCCUACCAGAGUGCCACCCGAGCCGCUACCCGCUGCUCACCCUGGCCAAAGAAUACCAGAAUAUCAAACUGCCCCCAGACAUGUUUAUGCCAGGAGAGAAUCAAGGAGCUCCCCCUCCUCCAAAACCCACCAAGUCCCGCUGGAGGAACAUCACCCACGCAGAAGCUGGCUGGGUGGAUUGCUGGAGUGUGCCUAACUUCUUGCUCAUCAUUGACUACACCUGGCACCCCAUUUAUCCCCAGAAGGCUGAUGAGCAACUGAAACAGUCAUUGUCUGAGAUGGAGGAAUCCAUGCUGUCAGCGUUGCGGCCCCCAGAACACACUUCAGUCGCACACAAUGCCCCACCGCGCUACACCUCCACGUCUGCUUCAGCUGCCCAUAGUCGGGCACCCACUGACCCCUCAGAGCUGCCCCCUGACAGACUUCGUGUGGAGAUGGAAAUGUCCCCAGACUCUCAAAUCAUCCUUUAUGGACCCUUGCUCCGAGCACUGAUAUCCAUCAAGGAAAACUAUUUUGGUGAGGAUGACAUGUACACAGACUUUGAGGAGGCCGUGUCCAGUCCGGUGUUGUCCACUUCCACCUCCUCAGGCCUCGGCUGGUCUCCUCUAGGAAUGGAGGACAGCGAGCAUAAGGACAUUUCAAAUAUCCAUCCCCUGGAUCUGCGGCCCUGGGACAUCACUGUACUCAUCAAUCUCUACAAAGUACAUGGCAGACUGCCAAUGCACUGCAGCAGCGAGGGUCCAGAAGGCCCAUCCGGCUUCUUGGAACGGCUAUGCUUUGAGAUGAAAAAGGGUUACAAGGAGACGAUGCUUCAGCUGCUCCUGUCCCCCAUUCACAUCUUCAUCAGUGACAACUACCAGCGUCCCACAGCGGAUGGGGUGUUGAGGGAUGGCCACCUAAGCCUGUCUGGCCUGCAGAUGAGGGCCCAUGCCAUGUUCUCUGCUCAGGGUCUCCCUCUUGGCAGUGACACGCUGGAGUACGCCUGGCUCAUCGACAUGCAGGCUGGUGGCCUCACUGGGAGGGUCACUGUUCCACAGGUGGCUAGCAUGAUCGAGUGGGGUGAGACUUUUCUUUUCCAUGUGGUGUCUCGAGAGUUCCAGUUAGAACAGCCGAAGCCCUCUGUCAUUUGCCAGCAUGGUGUUGACCGUCGCAUCUGUGAUGCCAAGCUGACCUGUUUGCCUGGUCCUUGUCGUACAUCAGAGGAUCUGAAGUACACCAUGACACGGCUAGCCAUGGAUGGCGUUGACCUCUUCAUCGUGGAGCACGGCUGUGCUGCCAACAUCAAAACGGGUAUUAUUCGUGUAGCCAAUUGCAACCUGCACAACCAGGCAGUGGGAGAAGGCAUCAGUGCUGUGGUGCAGGACGUAAAUAUCCGCCAGUACAUUGAACAACAGCAGCAACACAGUGAGGUGACCAGGCUGCAGCUGGCUGGACAAGGUCAAGGUCCUGGUCAGCAAUUAGGUCUCGGGCAGCCCCCUUUGCUGCGACGUUCUGUCUGGCUGGAGGCAGGUUCAGUCAACCUGAACCUCAUCACAGCAGAUAUUGCCCUGGCUGCUGACCACCCAGCCAAAUGUGAAGUCCAGAGGCAUUUUCUGGAACUACAUGAUGCUCAGACUAAAAGACUCUGGUUCCUGUGGCCAGAUGAGGCUGGCAUUCGCAACAAGAGAAGCAAGAACCGCUGUGGCUGCCUCGGAGGCUGCAGGUUCUUUGGAGGUACCAACAUGGGCUUGGACUUCUUUAAGCUUGAAGAGCUGACGCCCUCCUCCUCAUCGGCGUUCUCUUCUACUAGCACUGAGUCAGACAUGUGUUAUGGCCAGUCCCUGCUGCAGCCUGGGGAGUGGAUAAUUACAAAGGAAACACCCAAAUUGGAUGGGAAGGUUGUAGGACUGAAAAUGGAGACGCACUCUCCUUGCCUACCUCCUGAGCUGCCUCAGAGGCGUGGACAGCAACACCUCAGUCUCCAGGUGCCUCAGCGAUCCCACAGCUCUGCCUCAUCCUCUGAAGAAAAUAGCUCCUCCAGCGCUGCCUUGCCGCUGCUGGCUGGAGAGCGAGACAGCCCUUCACCUAGCACAGAGGAACGCAUGUUUCCCAUGAAUGGCAAAAGUCCUGCUGACACCCUGGGAGAUGUCCCAGAGGUCUCACCAGUGUCACCCAACAGCUCCCAGGAUCGCUCCUCAGUGCGCUCACCCCUUUGUUCUCCUCUGAAGCGACAGUCCUCUGUACACUCUGGUCGGCUGGGCAGCACCAAGAGCCUAUCAGCUGCCGUGUUCACCGAUAAGCCACCACCAGUGUUAUCUGGAGGGGUCCAGUUCAGCAGCGAGGUUUCCCGUAGUGAUGAGAACGUUCUGGACUCCCCUCGUCAGCGCAGGAGCUACGGUUCCUUUCCCUUCACACCAUCAGCAGACUCGAACACCUUCCAUCAGUACCGCUCUGCAGACUCUAGCAUGUCAGUUGCUGACAGUGAGGCCUACUUCUCUGCUGCUGAGGACUUUGAGCCAAUCAGCAGCGCUGAUGAGGGUCCAGGGACGUACCCAGGCCGCAAGAAGAAGAGGAGGCAGCAGAUGCAGCAGCCACAGCAGCCUCCGUAUCACAUGGAGAACUACAGCCGGAGCUCCAUCUACCACAGCGUUGAGGGUCCCCUCACCUACGUCCUUAAUGGGGAGCUUAUCACUGAGCCUCGUCCUCUGCCGCUGCCUCCCACGCUACCUCCACUGCCACCCCAUCCUCUGCCCAGCCACACAUCCCAGGCCUCCUUUGUCUCAGCCCUGGCUAUGGAAGAAGAGAGCUCAGUGGAAGCAGAAAAGACAGCUGAACCGGGCCCUGUAACUCGGCAGCCUCACGUCAUGGCGUGCUACCAGAGCUACUUGGCCCACUACCAGGUCUCAAAUUGGUCUGUCAAGCAGCCCACCAAUAAAAGAACCUCCAAGUCGUCCUUGCAUCGCCCCCUUGAUCUGGACACACCCACAAGUGAAGAGAGCUCCUCCUCUUUUGACCAGCUCUCCGUUCCCAGCUUUAAGGUGAUAAAGCAGGGCCUUUCAGCCAGUUCUCUAUUAGACAGAGGAGUUCAGCUGAUGGGCGACAACAACAGUACACCAUAUACUCCUCUGGAUAAGAGGGCCAUGGAGAACACAGAUGAGGACACGAUGACAGAUGACUGGACUUUGGAGCAGCCUCUUGCUCAGACCAGAACUACUGCCAUUGUGGAGGUGAAGGGGGCCAUCAAUGUGGUGCUCACACCCCUUGUUGCUGAAUCCCUGGACAGAUACAUCGAGUCCAUGGUCCACUUUGCCAGUAUCCGACACCCAGCAGCCAUUCUGGAUGACCUCCAUGGAAAAGUCCUCAAUGAAGCCUAUCAGAUCAGCAAGUCCACAGUCACAGAGUCUAGCCAAACAGGCAAGCAGGAGCACAAGCUGUCCAAGACAGAGGGCACGACCCCUGUCUCCCUCAACAUCUCCCAUGGCCAGACGGACCUGUCCGUCAAACCAGAUAAUGUGAAAAUCAAGGGCCUUCAAGCCAAUGUCUCCGUCCCCAAGGUGAACCUUUGCCUCCUGCAGGCGUCUGUAGAGGAAGGGUCACCGUCUUGCUCCACUAAGUGUGUCACACACGUGUCUCUAGUGGCGCUGUGCUUCGACAGGAUUGCUACCCAAUUUAGGAUGAACAGGGGUAUUGUUGAGGAGACUCCCAACACCACUGAGCAUGGGCGACCCUCUGUCAUGCUGGACAAGUACGCCUCAGCCACCAAGAUGCAGCCACAGUCGUCUGGCUCAUUGCGCUCCAAUGCAGGAAUCGAGAAAGGCAAAGAGAUUGCUGCAAGACUCAAUAUCCACCGUAUCCACAGCCAGCUUCGAGGCCUAGACUCCACAGACAUCGGCACAUGUGCUAUCACAGCCAUCCCUUUUGAAAAAUCCAAAGUGUUAUUUGGCUUGGAAGAAAUGGAGGAGUUUUCAUUGGUGGAUGAAACUGAUGCUCAGGCCACAACAAGCGAUUUAGGUCGCUCCGCCACAUCUCUGGAGAAAUGGGGCUGGAUCAUGUUUGAAUGUGGGAUUGAGAACCUUACAGUGAAAGGGGGCCGUCAGUCCGGAGCCAUUCUUUACAAUGCUUUUGGAGUGAUGGGGCGCUCUGACACUGGAGGGAAGACAGGAAUGUCUAAAUCCAACGGUUCGACAGGCUCUCAGACGGGAAGUGGUUACAGUACUGAUGUAUCUGAUGACAACCUGCCACAAGAUGCUAUCAGUCCUGCAUCUGAUGUCAAUGAGCACUCAGACUCAGAUGACCAGGAUGAAGGGGUCGAGUCUGAUGAUCUCAAGAAAGAUCUCCCUCUCAUGCCCCCACCACCUGAUUCCAGCAGUAUGAAGCUGACCAUCAGAGAGAUCUGGUUCAGUUUUGCUGCUCCCACUAAUGUGCGCUCACCUUCACAGGCCAUCUCCAGGCAGUUGAACCUGCUCAGCACUGCCACACCUGCCAUUGGAGCCUGGUUGGUUCCCAUUGACCAGCUCAAAUCUUCUCUCCGCAAACUGGACAUGGAGGGCACACUGCGCAUCUGUGCCGUUAUGGGCUGCAUUAUGACAGAAGCUCUUGAGAAAAAGAGCAUCCAUAUCCCGAUCAGGAGCAAGUACAACCGUGUGACUAAACGAGCUCGCUACCUGCAUGAGAAUCCCUCCUGUAUGCUUUGUAAUAUCCUGCACCGCUACCUGCAACAAGCCGACUACUCUGUCAUAGAGGAGGCUACCAUGAAUGAUGGUGUCCCAGCUCUGGUGACUCUAAAGAAGGGUCUGGUAGCUUUGGCCAGACAAUGGAUGAAAUUCAUUGUUGUAACUCAGGGAUUCAAGGCUAUUGGUCUGAUCAGGCCCAACCAGCUUACCAAACCUAAGGAGCCUCAGCAGAGCCUGGGUGACGCCAUCCUGGGCCUGGACAAUGGAGCUGCUCUGCAGAGUGACACCAGUGCUGAUGGAGCUGAAUUUGAAUUUGACGCAGCCACAGUGAGUGAACACACCAUGUUGCUGGAGGGAGCAUGCAGCCGCCCGCCACCAAAAGAGGCGAACUCUGGUCCUGUCAGUGGUGUGGAGAUCAUGAGGAAACUUUCCAAGUCCCAUACACACAGCGAAUCUGCACUCAGGAUAAAGGGCUCUCACCCCUACCAGUCGCUGAGCUACACCAGCGGUGACACAGCAGCUGACUCACCCGCCCAUGUGAGCCGAGCCGGUUUGCCGGCCAAGGACAGCCCCAGGAAGGAGAGUCUCCUGAGCAAUCUGACAGGCAGCUUUCGGAGUCUGCACAACCUGCUGGAGGGCACGCCUCAGAGGAACGAACCGUCUGCCGCCACCGCAGCGAAGAGCAGCUCCCUUACUCGCACAGGAAACAGCUUAGGGACAGACAUGCUUACCGAGCACCCACUUUUGUCGGAGCCCUCUUCUGUCAGCUUUUACAACUGGAUGUCCAACGCUGUGGGCAACAGGACUGGGGCUGGAGCUCAGGAGUCUCCAGUUAACCGCUCCCAACACAACAGCCUGCAGACAGGUGGAACGUGUAACCUGCCAACCAUCCCCUCAGCAUCAGACUUCAACACAGUGCUGUCCAGCGACCAGAACACUCUGGAUGGGACCCACUCCCAACAUUCCCAACACAGCACGAGCCAGGACGACAUGGCCGACAUUGAGGAAGGCAACCAGUGUCCAGCUGCUGUUCAGCUUGCCGAUGCUCAGGUUGUUUUCAAACCUUUGCUGAGUUACACAGGCAUCCAGGCUCAAGAUACCACUCCUCUUAGUUACAAGAUGUAUUUUGGAGAGCAUUUGUCUUUUUCUGGUAACCUCGAAUGUCUGAGAGCCGACAUCGUUGACUCUGACACCUCCAAAGAGCGCAAAAACAAACGGUCCAGGAGACAAGGCAUGGUGAACCUCCCUCCACUGGAGUUUAAGCCAGCGCUGCUGAUUGAGACAUUCAGCCUGAAUGCGGUGGUGAUGGAGAAGUCGACCAGCACUCCACAGGGCCCCACCGCAGCCCCGCUAUCCUUCCAUGACCUCAAUCGCCGCCACUACAACACAUUCCACUGUGACUUCACGACAGCCUGCCAGGCCAUCAGCCAGCGCGUCGACAUGGCCCUAGUGCGCCUCAUCCACCAGUUCAGCACCAUGAUCGACGACAUCAAGGCCACACAGACCGACAUCAAGCUGAGCCGCUAUACUGCCGGCUCAGCCUCUCCGACACCCACAUUCAAGGCCCGGCCAUACCGCCACUUCAGGUCGUCGGACUUCAGCCGCAGUUCUCGAGGAAGCCUGAACGGGGCUGGCCGCAGUGGAACCCAACCCCUAAAGAGCAAGAGAGGGCUGAGUGGAGGCGGAGGAGCAGGAACAGGAGCAGGGGUUGCUGGUAUUUUACCCCCUAAUGGACCUCCAUCAGGCAUGGACACACUGGGAAGAAGGGAGCCCAGAGGACGGAGCUCCCUCGGACGUUCAGAGCGGCGCACCUCUAAGGUGUCAAGAAAGGGCUCGCGUGACGUGGCCGACCACAUGGCGAUCCAGAUGGACGACUCUGACUCCAUCACGGUUUCAGAGCAGAGCGAGCCAUCAGCAGAAUGUUGGCAGAACAUGUACAAGCUGCUCAACUUCUACUCCCUCAUCUCCGAUCCCACUGGCAUCCUGGAGAAAAGCUCCCCAGAGAACUGCCUUUCAGAGGGUGGACGUCGCCCCUCAGAGCCGCUCUGUAAAGUAGUCUUUGAGAACGAGCAGCAGGAACCGACCUCGCCCAACAAGCCGCAAGGUGCGGGCGGGAGACGACGCAGCUUGGUGAGCUCUGAACCCCAGCAUGUCACGCUCAUAGUCUUCGGCAUAGGCAUGGUGAACCGCACACACCUCGAAGCAGACAUUGGCGGGUUGACUAUGGAGGCCGAACUGAAGAAGAUCCAUGGAAGCUUCACCCUGAAGGAAAAGAUGAAAGAUAUCCUGCACCAGAAAAUGACAGAGACAUGUGCAUCGGCUCACAUAGGCGGAGUAAACAUUGUUCUGCUGGAGGGAAUAACACCAGACAUUCAACUGGAGGAUUUCCCAACAUCUCCCACCAGCACUGCUAAACAAGAGUUUCUAACGGUGGUCAAAUGUAACAUCGCCAAAUCUCAGGCGUUGUACAGCGCCCAACGGGGACUGAAAACCAACAAUGCUGCCGUCUUUAAAGUGGGGGCCAUCAUGAUCAACAUCCCCCAGCACCCGGCUACUCUGCACAGCAUGAUGGUCCGCAGCUCCCACCAGCUCUCCAAGCAGAUCUCUGACCUCAUCCGCCAGCCCUCCAACAUUCAGCCUCCUAAUAGGGAGGACACCCCCACCCCACAACCCUCUGACAAAGCAUCCAGCAUCAAUCAGACCCCUGUCGAAGCCAAUGAGUUCCCCCAGCUUCCUGAAGGCCUAGAAAAGAAACCCAUCGUUCUCAAGUUCAGUGCCAUGAUGGAUGGCAUCACCAUCGGGGCUGCCCUGCUGCCCUCACUGAAAGCUGAGUACAAAAUGGGCCGCGUGAAGAGCCAUGGUAUGACAGGAGCACAAACCAGUUUCACCUUUGACCUGCUGAACCACAAACUGUGCUUCCAGUCAAAAGUAUCUCCAGUGGACAUGUGUACCAUUGCACCAUCAGCCAGCCUCACCCUGCCUCCAGUCACAAUGUCAGGAGAGUACAUCAUGGAGGAACACGAGAGCCACUCAGACCAGGGCUGGGCACCAGACGACUUUCCAGCAAAACAAGGAAACUACCUGCAAGGGAACUACCUGCGUUGUUUGGCUCAAAUUGGUUCAUUUGAACAUAACCUGACUACAGACCUGCUCAACCAUCUGGUCUUUCUGCAAAAGGUUUUCAUGAAGGAAGUUAAUGAGGUCAUUCAGAAGGUGUCAGGCGGAGAACAGCCCAUCCCAUUGUGGAAUGAGCAUGACACCUCAACAGAUGCAGACAAGCCAAAAAUUCUGCUUUAUUCACUCAGCCUCCUGUUCAAGGGAAUCCAAAUGACAGCUACCACUCCUUCUAUGCGAGCUGUGCGCUUUGAAACAGGUCUGAUUGAGCUGGAGCUGUCCAACAGGAUCCAGUGCAAGGCUCAGCCCGGUGGCAGCAGCAGUUACCUUAAACUCUUUGGCAAAUGUCAGGUUGAUCUCCACCUGGCCCUUGGACAGAUAGUCAAACACCAGGUGUAUGAGGAAGCUGGCUCAGAUUUCCACCAGGUGGCGUACUUCAGAACUCGGAUCGGUUUGCGAAAUGCUCUGCAGGAGGAAAUCAGCAGCUCCUCAGACAAAGAGGCUGUUCUCAUCACUCUCAACAGGCCAAUCGUUUUCGCCCAGCCAGUGGCAUUUGACAGAGCUGUGCUCUUCUGGCUGAAUUACAAGGCGGCAUAUGACAACUGGAAUGAGCAGCGCUUGGCCCUCAACAAGGACAUCCACGUGGCCACAAAAGAGGUGGUAGACAAGCUGCCAGGCAUACAACAGACCUCUGCUCAAGCAUUUAGCACCCUCUUCCUGCAACUGACUGUUAAUGACCUGGGUAUUUGCCUGCCAAUUACCAACACAUCCCAGAGAGGACAAGCACCAGCUACGGAGGGCUACAACUCUGAAGCUGGCGCCAGCACAUCAGUAGGCCGGCAUAAAAAUGCUCGAAAAGCCAAUCACAGCAUAGAUUUUGACACUGGCUCAGCUCUGGUCCUGACCAUUGAGAGCACGCUGAUCACCGCCUGCUCCUCUGAGUCCUUGGUAAGCAAAGGACACUUCAAGAACUUUUGCAUCCGCUUCGCUGAGGGCUUCGAGACUUCCUGGGACGACUGGAAACCCGAAGUCAGGGGAGACCUCGUCAUGAAUGCUUGUGUAGUCCCUGAUGGUACAUAUGAAGUAUGUUCCAGGACUACAGGGCAACCCUCUGCAGAAAGCAGCAGUGCUGGUACCUGGACUCUCAAUGUGCUUUGGAAAAUGUGUGGGAUAGACGUUCACAUGGAUCCCAAUAUUGGCAAGCGCCUCAAUGCUCUGGGCAACACACUGACGUCACUGACGGGCGAGGAGGAUGUCGAUGACAUUGCUGACCUGAACUCUGUCAACAUGGGAGACCUUUCAGAUGAGGAUGAAGCUGACACCAUGUCACCCACCAUCCACAUGGAGACAAUUGACCUCAGGAGGCAGAUGGUGAUUGGGAAUCAGGGGAUUGACGCUCGUAGUAGGAAGUUCACCAAGAGGGUGGUGGACAUCCGAGAGCUGAAUGAGCAGGCCAGAGUCAUUGACGACCUCAAAAAAUUGGGGGCCAGUGAGGGCACGAUUAACCAGGAAAUCCAACGCUACCAGCAGUUGGAGUCUGUGGCCGUCAACGACAUCAGGAGAGAUGUCCGAAAGAAACUGCGCCGCUCCAGCAUGAGAGCGGCCUCUCUAAAGGAUAAGUGGGGUCUUGGCUACAAACCAAGCUACAACCGUUCCAAAAGCAUCUCAGCUGCAGCAGGCAGGCCACCUUUAAAAAGGAUGGACAGACAAAGUUCCAGAAUCGGAGAUAUGGAUGAUUUACCAGAUGUCCGUGUGGAUGCAUCUUCUCCUGGACCGCGGGUCACCUUCAACAUCCAGGACACGAUUAAUAAUCAGGCUUUGGACUCUGCACAUGCACCUGUCAGUCCUGGAGAGGUAUUCAAGUUUCCUGAAGAGACAGAGGGGGACCUGUUGUCAAUCACUGUUGAUGAGCCAUCCCAUCCUCAUCAUCACCUUCACCUUCAUUCUCCAUCCGUUAUCGAGGGCCAGCACUCAGUUUUCAGUGCCCCCGGCACCCCUGCUGUCUUCUCACCCGCACUUCCCUUCCAGCACGAUGACAUGAGGCGUGAUGACCUGUCCUCUUCGUCCUCCGAAGACUCAGAGAAGGAGGAUGAGUUUGAACGAGAGAGACCAACAAGCUAUCGGAGGCCUUUCCAAGCAUCUCACAGGAAGUCCUCAGGAUUUUCUGCUGUGAGUCAGCUGUUCAGCGAGCGCUGGCCGAGCACACCUGCAAACCGCAGCUUCAGUGGCCCAACAACUGAAAGAAACAUCGACUUCGAGCUUGAUGUCCGAGUGGAGAUAGACAGCGGGAAGUGUGUCCUUCACCCCACAACACAGCAACCUGAACAUGAGGACAUUUCUUUCAGAAGGAGCUGUGAACGCAGUCUCAAGAGUCUGGACCAAGAGUCUCCCCCAAAGAAGAAGAAGCUGCAGCCCACCUACACUUCCACCACCCAUCUCCUAGCUGGCAAGAAAUGUCCUUCCUCUCUGCAGACCAAAUCCAAUGACAUGGAAACCACAGUAUUCUACAUUCCAGGAGUAGACGUUAAGUUGCACUACAACUCCAAGACCCUUAAGACGGAGUCACCCAAUGCCUCGCGUGGAUCAUCUCUCCCCCGCACUCUCUCCAAAGAGUCGAAGCUGUAUGGUAUGAAAGAUAACGGCCCUCCCAACCCUCCCAAUGCUGUCCAAAGCAAGACUAACUCGCUCCUACCUCCCCCGCCCCCACCUAUUCCAUCAGCCAAAGGUAAGAGCAGUGGCGGGGUAAAGACGGCCAAGCUGUAUGCCUGGGUGGCCCUGCAGACUCUGCCAGAAGAAAUGGUCAUCAGCCCCUGUCUGCUAGACUUUCUGGAAAAAGCACUGGAGACCAUUCCAAUCACUCCUGUGGAGAGGAACUAUGCAGCUGUGGCUUCCCAAGAGGAGGACAUGGGUCAGUUUGAUACGGUGGAACCACUGGAAGAAUCAACCACCUCCCUAGUUUCCUCCUCCACGUCAGCCUACUCCUCCUUCCCCGUGGAUGUGGUUGUCUACGUCAGAGUCCAGCCUUCACAGAUCCGCUUCAGCUGCCUGCCCGUGUCCAGGGUGGAGUGUAUGCUCAAGCUGCCCUCUUUAGACCUGGUCUUCUCCUCUAACCGUGGAGAGCUGGAGACCCCGACAGGAGCUCACCCCAUAGACGGAUCCCACCCUCCCUCCUCCACUCCACCUGGGCAGCAUAUCCCCAAACCAGCUCCCAGCAAAGCAUCUCCAUUGCUGGGGAGCCCUCUGGGCAGGAGCCGCCACAGCAGCAGCCAAUCCGACCUCAGGUCCCCCAGUAACUCCUCAGGCCUUAGCUUCACCGCCUGCAUGUCUGAUUUCUCCCUCUACGUCUUUCACCCCUACGGCGCCGGAAAGCAGAAAUCAGCGGUUACAGGCCUGCCUCCGGGCCCAGGGCAGCUAGGUACAGUAGAUGAGGAGCCGUCUUCAGUGACAGGAAGAAAAGACUCUCUAAGCAUCAACCUGGAGUUUGUAAAGGUCAGCUUAUCUAGAAUGAGACGCACCGGAGGCCCCACCUUCAUUGAAAGCUUUAUUCCUGGUAAAGGUGGAAAAAUGGACACCACCCUGAUCAAUAUCUCAGCUGUGUGCGACAUUGGCUCGGCUUCCUUCAAGUACGACAUGAGACGACUGACCGAGAUCCUGGCUUUCCCAAAGGCCUGGUACCGUCGGAGUAUUGCCAGACGCCUCUUCCUGGGAGACCAGACUAUCAACCUCCCAGCCUCUGGCCCCGCCACUCCUGACUCAGCUGAAAACGUCACCCAGCAUCUUUCCCCCGAGUCUAGCCGAAAAGCCUACUGGAGGACCUGGGACGGCAGCACCGGCACACAGCACAUGCCUCAGUCUCCCAACGUCUUUUCGGAGCAUUCCACUGGAAGCAACAUGUCUCCAAGCAGCCUGGGCCACCUCAAGUCCCCUGCACAGGGUCGCACCAGGAGCGUCUCUGAUUCCUCCGCUCCAAGGAGAGAUUCGGUGACUAAAACAUCCACUCCCUCCUUUGGGAAAAACGGGAAGGCAGCGGGUCAGCAGGGGUCUCCGUGGGAGACUCUGGUGGUGUUCGCCAUCAACUUGAAACAGCUCACCGUCCAAAUGAACAUGAGCAACGUCAUGGGAAACAACACCUGGACGACCAGCGGGCUGAAGAGUCAGGGCCGACUGUCUGUCGGCAGCAACCGGGACCGAGAGAUCAGCAUGUCUGUCGGCCUUGGCCGCUCCAAGCUCGACUCCAAGGGUGGAGUGGUGGGUGGCAAUAUAGACGUGAACACCCUGGAGAUGGUCUCCCACAUCUCUGAACACCCAAACCAGCAGCCUAGCCACAAGAUCCAAAUCACUAUGGGCUCCACGGAGGCCAGAGUCGACUACAUGGGCUCCAGCAUCCUGAUGGGAGUGUUCAGUAACGCUGACCUACAGCUGCAGGAUGAAUGGAAGGUCAACCUGUGUACUGUUGACACCAGCAUAUCAGAGAAAAGUGAGAUCUUCGUCCACGGAGAUUUGCAGUGGGACAUUUUCCAGGUGAUUAUUUCGCGCUCCACCACACCAGACCUCAUCAAGAUUGGCAUGAAGCUGCAGGAGUUUUUCACUCAGCAGUUCGACACCAGCAAGCGGGCCCUGUCCACCUGGGGCCCGGGCUCCUACCUGCCACCCAAGACCCCCGUCAUGAACACUGAGAAAGGAGGUGCAGAGCUUUACGUGGAUGCGGCCCAUCACCGCCAUUGGCCUGGGGUGCUGAAGGUAAUCGCCGGCUGCCACAUCUCCCUCUUCCACGUGCCUCUGCCUGAGGACACCGUACAGCUGGGCGGUUCAAUGAGCCUCCAUGGCAAUCACAUGACACUGGCCUGCUUCCACGGACCCAACUUCCGCUCCAAGUCAUGGGCUUUGUUCCACCUGGAAGAGCCCAACAUUGCCUUCUGGACAGAGGCACAGAAGAUCUGGGAGGAUGGCUCCAAGGAUGACUCUACCUACAUUGUGCAGACACUGGAUUUCCAUCUAGGUCAUAACACUAUGGUGACAAAACCAUGCGGUGCCCUUGAAAGCCCAAUGGCCACCAUCACAAAAAUCACUCGCAGGCGACAUGAAAACCCUCCACAUGGAGUUGCUACUGUCAAAGAAUGGUUCAACUACGUCACUGCCAUGAGGAAUGAAGAGCUGAAUUUGCUCAGGAAUGUGGAAACCAACAACCAAGAGAGCGGAACGGCUGCUAAAAGCUCCAGUUUGCUGAGCAGUUUCCGCAGCUCCUCCAGCUACAACCAUGAAACCGAGACCAUAUUUGCACUUCCCAGAAUGCAGCUGGAAUUCAAAUCCAUUCAUGUACAAGAUCCAGAUGAACCUUUACUAACAGACUCCAACAGCAAACCCAAAGUGGAGUGCAGCGUGGUGACGGAGUUCACCGACCACAUCUGUGUCACCAUGGACGCCGAGCUGAUCAUGUUCCUUCACGACUUGGUGUCAGCCUACCUGAAGGAGAAGGAGAAAGCCCUUUUUGCCCCGCGGAUGUUCGCAGCUCGGCCGGGCCAAAAGAGCCCUACGGCCCUGCACGAUGAAAGCUCCUCAGACAAGGACAAGGACAAGGACGAUGGCAUCAACUACACUACAGUAGACUGGAGAGAGUUUAUGUGCAACACCUGGCACUUGGAACCCACUCUCAGGCUCAUCUCCUGGACCGGGCGAAAGAUCGACCCUGUGGGUGUGGACUACAUCUUGCAGAAACUGGGCUUCCACCAUGCCAGGACUACAAUUCCCAAGUGGCUGCAGAGGGGCGUGAUGGACCCGCUGGACAAGGUGUUGUCUGUGCUCAUCAAGAAACUGGGAACCGCCUUGCAGGACGAGAAGGAGAAGAAGGGCCGAGACAAAGAGGAAAACUAAGGAACCGAAACACUAACCCCACUGGAAUCAAAGCUGUGCAUUCGUUCUCUGCGGGUCUCUCACACUGGAUUGCUGUACUACAAAAGGUCACUACUGUACAAUAUGUCUGUCAGAUGUUUUACCUGCUCAUCCCUGUGAAGUUCAGCAUAGUUGUUUACCGUGGUUUGUGCCACUAGCAGCUGUGACUGAAGUGUUUUGCACCGACGUUAUUUUCUGUACAUUUUGAACAAAGUAGCAAAAGCUAGCACUGUUUGACUGCUUUAAAGGUAAAACCCUGCCUCUUUUACCACUUGUAAAUGACCUUACUGAAACUGCUUGAAAGUUUAUUUUAAAGCUUACCAAUUGUUCAUGAGAAAUGAUUUCUUAAACCAUUGCCUUUUCUUUGUUUCCCAUGGAACACAUGGUAGGUAUGCUUUAUGUAAUUUAUAGCGUAGCUUUAUGAUAUUUAAGAACAGUUCAGUGACAGUGUUCUUGACGUGAACAAAUAAAUCCUGGGAGGUCAUGGCACAUCAUCGGCUCAGUGACAACGAUGACAUCAACCUGUAAUUUUAAUUUGAACCAUUAUUUAUGGGUAUGUGAACGCAAAGUGUAUAUGAGUAUUAGCUUGGUGUGUCAAGCUUCUUUUUGUGUUUUUUUUAAUCCACACAGUAGAACUAGUGUAUAUAGAUAAAUUUCUUAAAUGUGUUGAUUUCUUAACUUAAUAAAACUGUUGCCAUUCAGUUUUA